Messenger RNA from Rubroshorea leprosula, 1523 nucleotides. The record is from the annotation of a GenBank genome assembly. Lineage: Eukaryota; Viridiplantae; Streptophyta; Magnoliopsida; Malvales; Dipterocarpaceae.
AAUUAAAUCCUUGGACCCGUCUAUAUAACAAUAUAAUAACCCUUAGUGAAUUCAAAGAGACAAAGAUGAUCAAAGAAACAAUGGCGAAGGAUGAUUUUCCAAACGAUUUACUCACAGAGAUUCUCUUCACCUUAUCCACCAAGAGUCUUCUUCGAUUCAAGAGCGUCUCAAGAUCAUGGUGUUCUUUGAUUGAUGAUCCCUUUUUUGUCAAAUCUCAUCAUCAAAUAUCCACUGAAAUCAACAGAAACUCCAAAUUCAUUGUGCAAGGAACGGAUGGUCAGAUGUUCACAAUAAGCUUAUUAGAUUCAUGCAACAAAGUAGUGAACAAUGUCGAUCCACCUUUAUGCCUCGAGAACAUGAUUUUAAGGGGUUCAUGCAAUGGCUUGGUUUGUUUAACUGAUCCAGAGAAUGCCAUUCUGUGCAACAUAUCAACCAAAGAUUACUGUAAGGUGAGAUUUCCACCGUUUCAAGAAACCACCAUUUCACUUAGCUAUGGAUUCGGGUAUGACUCUAUCAGUGAUGAUUACAAAGUAGUAAGAGUAGACUACUUCUAUUCCAAACAAAUUGAGAGUUAUACUAGUGACAUUCAAGUUUAUAGCUUGAGAAAGGAUUCAUGGAAUAGCCCUCAAAGCAACACCCUUUCUUGUAUUCAAAGUUCAUACAGAUUCAAGGAAGAUGAUGCAGUCCUAGUUUCUGGUGCUCUCCAUUGGGUGGCAUCUAGGAAUUCAUUGAAUUACCAUGAUGAACCAUAUUUUGCUAUUGCUCUUAAUCUCGCUGAGGAAACGUCUAGCAAGAUUGUGCUUCCAAAGACAAACACGGAACCUGUCAUGGGAGUAAUUGAAGGCUGCUUCGCCGUGACAUGUUAUGAUUAUACUACUGAUCUGCCUGAUGCAGAUAUUUGGGUGAUGAAGGAUUAUAUGGUUGAGGAGUCUUGGACUAAACUCCUUCGUAUGUCGUUUAUGGUUGGAUUGGGUAAACCUUUGAGGCCUAUAACUUAUUCAAGGAGUGGUAACAAAAUUCUGUUGCAUAGUCCUUGUUGCGUUCAUCUGUACCAUCCAGGGAAUGGAGAGGAAUAUAUUACCGAUUGCAGUUAUUAUGGGUUAGCAAUAGGACCAUAUGCAGAAAGCCUCGUCUCAAUAAGUGCUUAUAAAGGCUGCUGGCAGAAGACUGGGAGGAUCAAGCAAAAGGAAAACAGCGCUGAAAUGUGAUUCUUUAAAAUUUUUAGUGCAAUUAGUCAUGCUGUGUUUUAUAUUACUAAAGUUUGUUUUCUGUUGUGGCAGCUCUUGUUGCUAGUGGGUGAACAACAACAUGUUCAUGUUCUAGACCUUCUUUGCCUUCAUUUUAAUUUUUGUAGAAGUACUGAUUGAGUAAACUUUUACACAAGUGUUAGAAUUAUGACUUUGUAAAAAGUAAUUAUAGAACUUUUUUUUCUUUUUUCUUUUUUCUUUUUUUUGUAUUUUGAGGCUCUUAUCUCUUGACUUAUCUUAACUAUUAUUUAACUCAAAUCAAAUUUCAUAAUUUCA